This is a messenger RNA of Pecten maximus, 1695 nucleotides long. Its product is annotated as SUN domain-containing ossification factor-like. The record is from RefSeq and is a predicted model, not a curated record. The coding region runs from base 44 to 1342 and encodes 432 amino acids. Gene Ontology annotation, cellular component: membrane; cytoplasm. NCBI's taxonomy places the organism in Eukaryota, Metazoa, Mollusca, Bivalvia, Pectinida, Pectinidae. The transcript is spliced from 15 exons. Gene Ontology annotation, biological process: protein folding in endoplasmic reticulum.
UCCAGUUACGAGCGAAAAGUCGGUCAGCGAUGAUGUUUUGUCGAUGUUUAAGGAGUGGACAGUUCCAGGAUACUUAACAAUGAAAGGGAAAAGCUCAAUAUUGAUCGUGUUAAUAAUAAUCGCCGGUCUAGUGAUAGUUGGCGUUUUAUCAGAAAAUGAUGGAGCAACUGUCACCAAAGUAAAGACUCCUAUAGAAACAGAAUCCCAGGCUGCAGAAGGAGACCAAACAAAUAUUCCUGUGGACCCUGGGGGAUUACAGCAUGAUCUGUUGCGGGGGACAACUAAGGACACUGAAGGUGUUGGAACUGAAGAUGAGUUGGAUGUGUGGAAGGAGGCUGUUGUGGAGACAACAAAGGAUGAAGAGGAAAGUAAACAAAGGUCUGACAAUUCUGACACUGAGAAGAAUUCUAAAGAGGCGAUCCCUUCAACAUUAACUGAUGAUAGUCCUAGUGAAACAGCUACAGCAGCCAAUGAGGAUGGACCUAAGACUGAGCAGGAAAGGGAUUCGGUAAAACCGGGGGAGGAAUUAGAACCGAAAAGUGAUGACCAGACCAGCCCUCCUGUAAACAAAGAAACAGAGGAUUUACAUGUCUCAGAGGACAUUCCAGUCAGUCCUGAAGUUCCAGAUUCUGAGGUGGUAGACACGAGUCCAGAGGUUGAGAGUACGGAUACCAACAAGUCUGAAGAGAAGAUGGAUGAUGAACCUGUACAUGUCGACCCCGAGUUCCAGACAUUCACAGAAUUCUUUGAGCAGAACAAACAGGCUGAGGAGGAGAAAAAGAAACAAAGCAAGCUAGCUGACAUACCUGGUACUGAGGUGCUCCAAAUGAAGCAACAGAAGCGUGUGGUUAAUGUUGCAUCAAAGGAAUGUGGGGCGAAGAUCAUAUCCAGUAACCCCGAGGUAGAGAACCCAGGGGGUGUGCUUACCUCCAACAAGGAUGACUACAUGAUCAACCCCUGCAAGGCAGCCAAAAAAUGGUUUGUGAUUGAACUGUGUGAACCUGCUCGUGUCAAGUCCCUGGAGGUGGCCAGCUUUGAGCUGUUCUCAUCACAGCCCCGGACAUUUCGUGUCCAGUUCAGUGAAGGGUACCCUACCAAAGACUGGCAGGUGAUGGAACCGUUCAGUGCUACAGAAGCCCGGGUAAUACAGACAUUUACCGUACCGGAGGACUUCAAUGACUACGUCAAGUUUAUCAGGGUAGAAAUGUUGGACCACUUCGGGGAGGAGCAUUUCUGUCCACUCACUAUAUUCAGGGUUUUGGGUGUACUGGUGGAAUAUGAUGCCUACAUGGGCCAGCAGAUAGACGACACCGCCUCAGGACUAUUGAAUCAGCUAUGGUGAAUGAUGUGGAAGAUAUGGAGGGGGACUCAGACGCACCGAAAAAUCUCUUCGCAAGUGCUACAGAAUCGAUGAUCAAGAUCGUGAAGAAAGUAUUGAAUGUCGGGGACAAAUCCGGUCAGAAGGACCUGGGACUAAAUAAUACCGUCAAUACAAAUGACACGGACACAUCUAACGUAACGGGGACAGCACUUCCUGUCAAUGUAACCAGUGAGGGCUACAUGUUACCUUGUGUACCACACCUCAGUGAGGAACAAGUGUCUCAGCCAUCAAGCAUUGUUGACCAGCCAAACACACCUGUUCCUGGAGAAACAGGAGCCAACACACACAGUGGCACACAGAGCACCUCUCAUUGU